Macadamia integrifolia is the source of this 1227-nucleotide messenger RNA. RefSeq lists its product as uncharacterized. Bases 1 to 1227 code for a protein of 408 amino acids. The transcript has 5 exons. NCBI's taxonomy places the organism in Eukaryota, Viridiplantae, Streptophyta, Magnoliopsida, Proteales, Proteaceae. The record is from RefSeq and is a predicted model, not a curated record.
AUGAAGGUUUUAAAAUCGAUCCAAGACUCAAUUGAAGAAUCAGGUAUGUCUGAUGAUCUUUUCAAUAAAGAGGAUGAUGCUAAAACGGCCUUGUUGAUUGCUAGUCGUAGACACGAGGCUCUUUGGGCUGAGAAGGCGAAACUGAGAUGGAUGAAAAAUGGGGACUGCAACUCCAAGCUUUUUCAUCUCUCUGUGAAGAUGAGGAGGGCGAGAAAUCAAAUUUCUGCUUUAAAGAGGGAGGAUGGUAUUAUAGAGCAUCAUGAUCUUCUGGAUUGUAUCCCCAAAAUUCUGUCCAAUGAAGAUGUGGCUAGUCUAGAAGCGACUCCUAGCAGAGAAGAAAUCAAAAAAGCAGUGUGGGACAUGGAUCCUGAUAGUUCUCUUGGUCCUGAUGGAUUUCCAGGAAAAUUCUUUAGGAAAUGUUGGGAGAUAGUGGAGACGGACUUUGGUAAGGCUUAUGCCUCUUUUGCCGGAUUGGUCUCAGAUGAGCAGGGUGCAUUCCAGAAGGGUAAGAUUAUUUCUUCCAAUAUUAGUCUGGCCUCGAAGCUGGAAAAUCUUAUGCAUUCUGCUAUGAGGGGUGGGGGCAUGGGAUUGAAAUUGGACGUGCAGAAGGCAUAUGACUCCUUAUCAUGGAAAUUCCUUUUUGCCACAUUGAUAAAGUUUGGUCUCUCGGACAAAUGGAUCUCUUGGAUCCAGCUUCUUUUAAGCUCUUCCACGUUAUUUGUUUUAGUGAAUGGAGGGCCAGAGGGUUUUUUCCCAGUGGGCAAAGGUCUGAGACAAGGAGAUCCUAUUUCUCCAUUCUUAUUAAUUUUGGCAGAGGAGGUGUUCUGCAGAGGUUUGAAGUUGCUAGUAAUGGAUGGGAAGUUGAAGUCUCUCCCGGGACCUCGAGUAUAUUGGUGGCCGGACCAUUCUAUUAAAUUGGUGGAACGGUGGAUGAGUAAUUUUAUCUGGUCAGGUGAUAUGGAGGUCACAAAGAGAAUAGUGGUGAACUGGGACGAUGUCUGCAAACCAAAACAGGAAGGGGGGUUAGGCAUUCGCAAACUGCGAGAUGUAAAUUUUGCCUGUCUAGCAAAGUUGACUUGGCAGAUUAAGCAUGAGGAGUCCUCUAUGAGAUGGGUCAAAUUAAAUUCUGAUGGCUGUUCGUUGGGCAAUCCGGGAAAAGCAGGUGGGGGAGGUCUUCUGUGCAAUGAGAAGGCUGAAGUGUUAUAUAAUUACAGAGAGUUCCUUUAA